Rhodamnia argentea is the source of this 1566-nucleotide messenger RNA. RefSeq names its product transcription factor MYB54. The transcript has 3 exons. Gene Ontology annotation, biological process: regulation of DNA-templated transcription. Gene Ontology annotation, cellular component: nucleus. The coding region runs from base 467 to 1261 and encodes 264 amino acids. The record is from RefSeq and is a predicted model, not a curated record. Gene Ontology annotation, molecular function: DNA-binding transcription factor activity, RNA polymerase II-specific; RNA polymerase II cis-regulatory region sequence-specific DNA binding. Lineage: Eukaryota; Viridiplantae; Streptophyta; Magnoliopsida; Myrtales; Myrtaceae.
AGACGUUGCAUCAAUCGCUGGUGAAGGUCUGUCCAAACCCCUCCAAACUCACCGCACUCUCUAACGGAAAUCUCCUUCCCCCUCCUCUUCUCCUCCGAAGUUCCUACAAACCCUAAAUUCUUUAUGUUCCCACCCUCCUUCCCCUCUUCCCUCUCUACUUUUUCUUCUUCUUUAUAGCUCAAAGUACACUCCUUGCCAUCAAGAAAUCUAGCAGAUAUAUAGUUGCUCAGGUUCUGUGGUUCCUGAAGAGAUCUCCAACCACAUCCUCUUUCUUGUGGCUGUGGAGGAGAGAGCGGCUGUUCGCGGGUUUUCGGAAUAGUGGUUUCGCAAUUAGGGUUUCCGAUCUUGUUCCCGGGCGGUUUCUAGGUUUUUCUUUUUUUUCUUCCUCGCCGUUCCGGUCGUCCGCGGUCCUCUCGUGUGAAGAAGCUUUUUAAGCUCUAAGGUAGAGAGGACUUUUUGUGAUCAGAUGUGCACCAGAGGCCACUGGAGGCCCGCCGAAGAUGAGAAGCUCCGGGACCUGGUGGAACGGUACGGGCCCCAUAACUGGAACGCCAUCGCCGAGAAGCUCCAAGGAAGAUCAGGGAAGAGUUGUAGGUUGAGGUGGUUCAAUCAGCUGGAUCCAAGAAUCAAUCGGAGCCCAUUCACCGAAGAGGAAGAAGAAAGGCUACUGGCUUCCCAUCGCAUCCACGGCAACAGAUGGUCUGUCAUCGCGAGGCUAUUCCCCGGUCGGACCGAUAAUGCGGUCAAGAACCACUGGCACGUGAUCAUGGCGAGGCGGAGUCGAGAGAGGUCGAGGCUCUACGCCAAGAGAGCCGCCCAGACUCUGAUGGAGGAGAGGACGAAGUAUUCUUCGCCGCCGUCAUUGGCUAAUAAACAACAAGACACGCAGAUAAUGAACAUGAUGAUGAACGCUAGUGCCAACGGAAAUUACCAGCUCGCUUCUUCGUUUGUCGACAACUUCUCCGGUUUAGGCCAGCGCACUUUCGCUCAUGCCGGUCUCCUGUCGGCCAAACAGCUCCACUCUGACCAUCAGAUUACUCCCAACCCUCCUGUUCGUGAAGAUAAAAUUCAGCCGACUGAGUUUUAUAAUUUUCUCCAAGUAAAUACUGACUCUAACAAAAGCGAGGUCAUCGACGUGGUCCAUGCAAGAAGAGACGAUGAAGAGGUCGAUCAAGAAGCGGGUGACGACGGUGCAGAUAAUGAAGCCAAGGGUGGUAGUGUUCCGUUCUUCGAUUUCUUAUCGGUUGGAAGCUCUUCAUAGGCCGGGUAUUUUGCGAACCGCAAAUUACCCGUCGACCAAUUAAGAAUGGCUUCGUAGAGCCUCAAUAUUACGUAGAUCACACUGGCCACUUCGAUAUUGAUAGAGAUACGUACUUAUAAUUAUUCAAUGAGAGAUAUAUAUACAGCUCUAGCUCGAAAAAGGCCCUAUGUACUUCGUUAGAAACCAGAACAUAGACUGAGCUACAUGUUAGUGUAAAAGCGCACACACGUUGGAGAAAAAAGCAGGAACUAUGACCAUUCAGCAUAUCCAAAUUAUAGUAUUUUGCAUAUGUUUUGGAUUUUGCA